Protopterus annectens (West African lungfish) is the source of this 983-nucleotide messenger RNA. Its product is annotated as zinc finger protein 271-like. The transcript has a single exon. The record is from RefSeq and is a predicted model, not a curated record. NCBI's taxonomy places the organism in Eukaryota, Metazoa, Chordata, Ceratodontiformes, Protopteridae. The coding region runs from base 27 to 983 and encodes 318 amino acids.
CAGAUAGAAGGACUAUAAAAGUACAUAUGAUAAUGCAUACUGGUCAGAAGCCCUACAAAUGUACCAUGUGUGACAAGAGUUUUACACAGAGGAGUAAUAUGAUAUGUCAUCAAAGUUCCCACAGUGGACAGAAGCCCUACCAAUGUAGUGUGUGUGACAAGAGGUUUGCAUGGAAAAGUACUAUGGUACUUCAUCAGCAUAUCCACACAGGGCACAAACCCUACAAAUGCGCCAUGUGUGACAAGAGUUUUACGUGCAAAAGCACUAUGAAAAAUCAUCAGUCAAUCCACUCUGGAGAGAAACCUUAUAAAUGUAAUGUGUGUAGCAAGAGCUUUAAAUACAAAAGUAGUAUGACAUGUCAUCAGAGGAUCCACACUGGACACAAACCCUAUAAAUGUGCCACUUGUGACAAGAGUUUUGUAAAGAAAAGUCAGAUGGUAAGUCAUCAGCGUACCCACACAGGACAGAAACCGUACAAGUGCACCACAUGUGACAAGAAGUUUGCACAGAAGAGUCAGAUGGUAAGUCAUCAGCGUACUCACACUGGACAGAAAAACUACAUAUGUGCCACAUGUGGUAAGGGUUUUGGGCACAAGAGUAAUAUGAAUAAACAUCAGAAAACACACUCUGGGCAGAAACCCUAUAAGUGCACCAUAUGUGACAAGACUUUUACACAGAAGGGUACCAUGGUUAAACACCAACUUAUACACACUAGAGAGAAUACCUAUAAAUGCACCAUCUGUGAAAAGAGUUUUGCACAGAAGAAACAGAUGGUAAGUCAUCAGAGUAUCCACAUGGGACAGAAAAUCUACAAGUGUGCCACAUGCGGUAAGGGUUUUGAGCACAAGAGUAAUAUGCAUAGGCAUCAGAGUACACACACAGGGCUGAAACCCUAUAAGUGCACCAUGUGCGAAAAGACAUUUUCACAGAAGGGUAACAUGGUAAAACACCAACAUAUACACACUGGAGAGAAGCCCUAUUAA